This is a messenger RNA of Dromaius novaehollandiae (emu), 758 nucleotides long. RefSeq names its product IMP U3 small nucleolar ribonucleoprotein 3 (gene IMP3). Lineage: Eukaryota; Metazoa; Chordata; Aves; Casuariiformes; Dromaiidae. The transcript has a single exon. The coding region runs from base 1 to 558 and encodes 185 amino acids. Gene Ontology annotation, molecular function: structural constituent of ribosome; rRNA binding; snoRNA binding. The record is from RefSeq and is a predicted model, not a curated record. Gene Ontology annotation, cellular component: small ribosomal subunit; Mpp10 complex; small-subunit processome. Gene Ontology annotation, biological process: rRNA processing; ribosomal small subunit biogenesis.
AUGGUGCGGAAGCUCAAGUACCACGAGCAGAAGCUGCUGAAGCGGCUGGAGCUGGUGAGCUGGGAGGCGGCGGCGGGCAGCUUGGCGGAGGUGCGGGCGCUGCGGCGCUACCGCGUGGGGCGGCGGGAGGACUACGCGCGCUACAAGGCGCUGAGCCGCGCCGUGCGCGCCCUGGCGCGCCGCCUCCGCGACCUGGGCCCCGCGGGCGGCGCCUUCCGCGCGCGCUGCGCCGCGGCGCUGCUGGAGAAGCUCUACGCCAUGGGGCUGGUGAGCUCCCGGCGCUCGCUGGCCCUCUGCGAGCGCGUCUCGGCCGCCGCCUUCUGCCGCCGCCGCCUGCCCUGCCUGCUGCUCAAGCUGCGCAUGGCGCAGAACCUGCGCGACGCCGUGGCCUUCGUGGAGCAGGGCCACGUGCGCCUGGGGCCCGAGGUGGUCACCGACCCCGCGCUCCUGGUCACCCGCGCCAUGGAGGACUUCAUCACCUGGACCGACGCCUCCCGCCUCCGCCGCAAGGUCCUCGACUACAACCAGGAGCGCGACGACUUCGACCUGGCCGCCUAGACACCGCCGACACCAUCCACACGACCGGACCUCCACCACCAAACUCGACCAGACAUCCACCACCAAACUCGACCGGACCCCUGCACCAGACACUGCUCACCGCGACGCUCUCCGGCCCAUCCCGAGCCGCUCUCCAGUCUGCAUAGCGGUGGGACACUCUCUGCUGCCUCCCAGAAAUAAACCAGGAUGAACUCUCUCCA